Messenger RNA from Amoebophrya sp. A120, 2240 nucleotides. The record is from the annotation of a GenBank genome assembly. NCBI's taxonomy places the organism in Eukaryota, Dinophyceae, Syndiniales, Amoebophryaceae.
CCUGAAUUCAUUGAAGAUGAAAUCGAAAACAGCUACCGCCAUUUUGACGAGGUCUGUUGCUGGUGGUUAGCUUCAACAUUUCUUCUCAGUUUCCUCUCGGACCACACGGCAACAUUAAUAGUUCUCGUGUGUAGUACUAGAAGAUCAAUAUGAGGCAACAUCAUCGCAACAGACGCGCUCAUGCCGCCUCAAAUAAGAGCAAGGCCGCAGGAGCGUUGUUGUCGCUCGCAGCAGCAGUGGUUCUUGGCUCGCACAACUACAACUGCGGCGUUCACGGGUUGAAAAUGUUGGCAGCCUUGAUACCCCCGCCGAUGCAGGGAACUGCCGCGAUCUUCUCGGGUUCUUCCACCUCCUCCUCCGCGCAACUUCUACAACCGGCAGCUUCCACCGACGCAGCUGGAGGCGGUGUUGCAGCUCGCCCGACCCUGCAGCAACUGCAGCAAAGUGCUGAUAAAUCCAAGGUCACGACCUGGUGGGACCUCCCGCCGCAUUUGCAGUGCAUUUUUGGGGCCGACAUGAAACCUCUUGCGGGGUGUCGCGGCGAGAAGGCCACGAAGGAAAAGCCAGACGCACGAAAGGACGCGGAUGCCGUCUUUGCCGCGAGAAAUGCGCAAAUGAUGAACAUUCUGGAGCCACCGGAGCGGAAAGCUAUGCCCAUGAUACAGCGCGCAAUGGAAGACCAGCGAAAGAAAUCGGCCGCCAUCGCGAAAGAGUUCCAGGCGAAGAUUCGAAAGCACAACAACGAGGUCGCGAAAUAUGGAAGCGUCAGGAUUGAAAUCCUCAAAGUUGAAAUAAUUUCUCAUGCAGAAAUUGCAAGGCAUGAAGUGCCUCUCUUGCAGGGAUUGCAAAGGAGGCCGGUUGUGAGCCUGUUUCGGGUUUGGAAUAGAGCUGCUAAAGUAGCAUGACAAAGGGCGCCUUCUGUCCCUAAACAGCAUGACAAACUGGUUUUAGACGGUGCCGAAAUUUGUCAUGCGCUGCUGGGAAAUUGGGCUUCCAGCUGGUAUCGAGUUUAUGCAUUACAAAUAAUUUCAAUUUUGACGAUUUCAAUCCUGACGCUUCCAUACGAAACAGCAGGAUCCUAAUUAUGACGCGACCGCGGGGGCGGGUGCCGACGAGGACGAUGGAUUUCAAAUCGUGGAAGCGCUGCCGCAGAUGGAUCCGAAGGUCAAGCGGGAACUUGAGGAACUGAUGUGGGACGCGCUGGCGGCGGACUACCACAGCCGCGGCCAAGGGUGCAACUUGGUCGGUGCGACCCUGGAGAAGACCAAGGAGAACUGCAAAAAGGCACUGAAUUACGAACGGCAGAUGGAAGUGAAGAGACAGCAGGAGCAGGUGCUCCUAAUGCACCAGCAGCAGCAGGCCCUUCAGGCGGCCGCCGCGCAGCAGCAGGCGCAAGCAUGUGCGGCGUUUGCGGCGCAACAGGCCCAAGCGGUGAUGGUGCAACAGCAAGUAAUGAUGGCCGCUGCGAUGGGUGGAGCUGCAGCUGCACAGCAGCAGCACCAGGCAGGUCAACAGCAGUUCCAGGUCCAGAUGAUGACGGCCACUCCAAUGGUUGGUGUUCCCUACCCUGGCGCGGGAGUGGUCGUACCACAGGCCCCGCCCGCCGCUGCAGCAGCCCCGGCGAACAUUUUCUCCCUGAUUCCGGGGGCGUGCGCUCCGAAGUGCCCACCGCCGGCGCACGCACCGGGUGGAGUGGACGGGGGCAAGAAAGGAAAGGCUAAGCCGAAGGCGAAGUAGCGGAGAAAUACAAAUACCGCGCUGUGUACAAGCAGAGAAAAAGAUGAAAUGUGAGUCAUCUCACCGUCGUCGAGGAGACAAGUGAAUACUUACGUAAAUAUGCUGACAUCUAGGGAAUUUAGAAUCAAUCGCUUUAAAACAGAACCAGAAGAACACGACCAUGCGUCGCAUCAAACCGUGCGCGGUAGUCGAAAGUAGUGCAACUACGCCGACAAAAAGAAGUAGGAGUAAGCAUUCUAAACUAUUGCACACAUUCUUUCUUGACGAUGUUGGAGCACUUCCAAUUAUGGUAUACCUUUUUCAUACAUUCACAAUCCCAUUUUGACUUUCAUCAUACUCGAACAAUGAAGCGGGAGAGAGGUUUUCGAUGCUGCCAAAAAUCAAAAUGGCCAGCGUUUCUGCAGGAGGUGAAGCAGGACUACGACUUCUACAUCUACAGGCAUAUCAUAUGAAAACAAGAUUAUGAUGAUCAGUUAGUUUCGUGGAUGUCUUGAUAACUGGGC